Carica papaya (papaya) is the source of this 1027-nucleotide messenger RNA. Its product is annotated as multidrug resistance protein. Lineage: Eukaryota; Viridiplantae; Streptophyta; Magnoliopsida; Brassicales; Caricaceae. The record is from RefSeq and is a predicted model, not a curated record.
AGUGGAUUCCAAAUUACAGAUUGACAGACAUAAAAAUUGAAGCUGGAGAGAAAAAGGCAAGCUGAUUGCUCAAAUGGAGGUGGCGAUGUCCCUAAACGCUCUGGUUAGAAUUCCAUUGUCGAGCUCGAGAGCUCACGAAGAUGGACUGGUCAAGCAUUCACUUUUCAGUUCAAGGACUAGUACUCUCAAAUCGGCGCAGAAACGACUGAUAGUGCAGGCCAAGGGCAAGAAAGGAAUGGCGGCUCGUCAGUUUCAGCGACCUCCACCUCCUCCGCUGCCAAAGAUUGAAGAUGAUGGCAACCCGCGGUUUGUGGUCUUCAUCCGCAUGGCCAAUGUGUAUCUUUGGUACCCACUUAGUAUAAUAACUGGUGGCACCACCGCCAAAAUCAUGGUUGCAGCAAAAGAUAAUUUCCUGGGGAAGUAUAUCUACAAGGACACACUGGCCAGAAAUCUUGCUGCUGUUAUUUACAGGGAUGAGAAGGAAAUACAGAAGACAGCAUUUAAGCAAUACCGUGUGCUGCGGUCAGCAUCAGAAUUUAGAUAUGGCUACAAACUUGUCGAAACUGGAAAUCUAAGAGCUGCAAUCACAACUACAGAUGUUAUUGAGCUUCCAACAGAAGACCAGCUUAAAACUGUGCUUGACAAAGUUAAAGACUUCUUUGGGGAUGCAAAGGAGUCGUUUGGGAAGAUAACUGCUCUAAAUUCAGAGAGUAGUGAGGAAACAAAGGAAGCUUCUACUGGAAAAGCCAAAUGAGCACAAGGUUAAAGGCUGAGAACCGGUACUCAAUGAGCUAAUCUCGUUGAAAUAUUCCUGCCAUAAUUGGUUCUGUGAAUUUGUAGAGCAUCAUGCCGUCUGUACAAUAUCAUGGGAGAAGCUCAUUGAUAGUUACGGGAAAUGUUUCGCACAAUUUUGUUUAUACAAGUACAUUUAUUGAACAGAAAUACAAAUUAAGCCCCUGCACCAGUGAUAUAAUUGUUGUAUUUUUCAAAUCUGAAAGUAAUGAAACUUAGAACAAAAUGACAUGAA